This is a messenger RNA of Syngnathus acus (greater pipefish), 1381 nucleotides long. RefSeq names its product C1q and TNF related 13 (gene c1qtnf13). Lineage: Eukaryota; Metazoa; Chordata; Actinopteri; Syngnathiformes; Syngnathidae. Bases 42 to 1103 code for a protein of 353 amino acids. Gene Ontology annotation, molecular function: protein binding. The transcript has 2 exons. The record is from RefSeq and is a predicted model, not a curated record.
CACUUCUUUGGAACUCCGUCUUUUUUGUUCCCUUUAGGAAGAUGGUAGGAAUUCAUACUCUACAUUGCUCAACAGAUGAAUGGGCCCCCCGAUUUUAUCUUGCAGCUUUACUGAUAGUGAGCACCUGUGGCCCAAGCUCCCCCCAGCGUGCCCCUCCAGUGACAACAGGUCCGCGCUCAGCUUUCUCUGCGACGCGUACCAGCAGCAUACUGGGGGGCAAGCAGAGUGUUGUGACCUUUAACAAGCUCUUGGUCAACAUCGGAAGGGACUUCAAUCCAGACACUGGUUACUUUCGUUGCCGCCUCCCAGGAGUGUACUACUUCUCCUUCUCCAUGGGGAAAUUCCCAAACAAAAUGCUCUCCGUCAUUCUGGUGAAAAACGGGCGGGAGGUGCAGGCCAUGGCUUAUGAUGACUACCGCAAGAAGGGCAGAAAAGUUCAGAGUCAAAGCAUAAUGAUCGCAUUGGAGGAAAUGGACACAGUGUGGUUAAUGUUGCAGCAGAAUUCUCAGUAUGCUUUGUACAGCAAUGCCGGCCCUUACGUCAGCUUCUCUGGUUACCUCGUCUAUCCCGACACCUCUCCAAGCAGCUACAUCAGCAACCACCUGAUGCCUCACCCAGACUGUCCCCCUCAGGUCAGACAUCAGCCAUUUGAGCAGCCCAGAUCAGCCUUCUCUGUGGCACGGACAUCCACGUUUAUAGGCCAGCGUCGCAAGCAGCAGCACAAGUCACCUCUGACCUUUGACGUAGAAUUCGUCAACAUCGGGGGCCAUUUCAAUAAAUCCUCGGGCAGGUUCACCUGCCGCUUCCCCGGGGCUUACUAUUUUGCAUUCACAGUGGGUAAACACCCUCGGAAGGCUCUUUCUGUGAAGCUGAUGACUGGGGAGGGCGCGGUACAGGCCAUGGUGUUUGACGACGAUACGUCGAAGAGACGGGAGAUGCAGAGUCAGAGUUUGAUGCUUUUCCUUCACAAGGGCGACACUGUGUGGCUGUACAGUCAGCAGGAUAAUCGCUACGCUGUAUACAGCAACCAGGGGAGGUACACCACCUUCUCAGGCUUCUUGGUGUAUCCCGAGGCCGACUCACUCACAUACACACAUAAAUGAGCACAGAACUGUAAAUGCCACCGUUGCUUUUUUACUUUUAUUAGCAAAUAGUCAAGUAGUCAAACAAAAAGAGUUUUGCUAUUUUAUUUUAUUUGCAAUAUUUCAUUUAAGAACUAACCUAAGGUAAUUGCAUUGUGUGAGCUAUAAGCAAAUAUCUCCACGGGGUGGUGCUGUAACACAGUUAUCGAUGUUCUUAAAAAAAUGCUACGUACAUGGAGCUCUAAACUAAAACGGUGUGUAAGGGCAUGACGCCAAUCAUGUACAUUUUGUAUAGUUAU